GUUCAUCCCAUCUUGACUCUCCACUAGCCCAGCAUUGUCAACUUCGUUCGCACACUCUUUCUUGCUCAGCAAAUCUUCACAAUCGCUAUCAAGAUGAAGUUCGCUGCUGUCCUUCUUCCUCUCAUCCCCGCUGCUCUUGCCGGCGAAUGCAUCCGCGACAGCGGCUGCCCCGGCUGCGGUCAGGUUGCCAGCGUCAGCUACGUCCAGGACGGAAGCACCUCCACCGCUACGGCCGCCUCCUACGGCUCCGUCACCUUCAGCGACACCACCAUCACUGUCAAGAACACGUCCAACAAGUGGCUGUUGUUCUGCAACUACGGCACGGCCUGCUUCCCUGUCGAGGCCGGCGACACUUGCACCUCGGCCCGCCAGUCUUCCGAUUCCACCGGUCUCGGCCUUCAAGUGUGGUCCCAGGAUCUCCAAAACGAGUCAGGCGGGGUUGAUGGUUCCACGUCCCGCAGUCGUCCCAAUUCUCUCGACAGCGCCUGA
Colletotrichum godetiae is the source of this 489-nucleotide messenger RNA. RefSeq lists its product as uncharacterized. The transcript is spliced from 3 exons. Lineage: Eukaryota; Fungi; Ascomycota; Sordariomycetes; Glomerellales; Glomerellaceae. The record is from RefSeq and is a predicted model, not a curated record. Bases 94 to 489 code for a protein of 131 amino acids.